CAUUGGAUCUUCGGAGAUGCACGGUCGGAUAAUUGGCCUAGCGUUUGCUAUCUCCUAUCCCAUUCUUGGAGCCAUCGGUGUCCCCGCUAAUGUAACAGCAAUAGUUAUCCUAUCGCGAGGAAAGUGUGGUCUCUCUAAAUGCAUAACUCGUUAUCUGGUAGCCAUGGCUGUGUCAGAUCUGCUGGUCACCAUCAUAGGUGUGAUAUUGAAUAGAAUCAAUGGCCUUUUCUUCCCUUACAGUUUCCUGUACAUUACUCCACUGUGUACUCUCAGAUCCUUCUUGCUGUUCGUAGCCAGAGACAGUUCGGUCUGGAUUACAAUUGCUUUCACCUUUGAUCGCUACGUGACUAUUUGUUGUCAGAAGCUGAAAAGAAAAUACUGCACUGAAAAAUGUGCUACUACAGUUAUACUAACUGUCUGUGUACUGUUUUGCUUAAAAAACAUCCCCUGGUGCUUUGCAUUUAGACCUAGCUAUAUAGUGAAUGGUAUAUCGUGGUAUUGUAACUUAAUACCGGAAUAUUACACUUCACAGAUAUGGAUAGCUUUUGAUUUGACUGACACACUGUUAGGCUCAUUUGUUGCAUUUGUUGUGAUUUUGCUGCUCAAUGCCCUGACUGGCAAGUACAUUUUAGUAGCUAGUAGAGUUCGUUGGAAACUCCGGGCUAAUUGCAGUGGUGAGACUAACCAUGACCCAGAGUGGGAAAACAGAAGAAAUUCCAUUAUAUUACUCUUUUCUAUAAGUGGGAGUUUUAUCUUAUUGUGGAUGCCGUAUCUUAUAGUUUUUGUGUAUAUGCAAAUUGCAAACCAUAAUUCUUCCUCAGGUUCAAAUUCCCCUUUGUAUAUUGCUCAAGAAGUGGCUUUCUUGCUUCAGCUCCUUAGCUGCUGCACCAACACCUGUAUUUAUGCAGUGACCCAGAGGAAAUUCAGAGAAGAGUUGAAGAAUGGGAUCAGAUAUGCACGAAAAUUCACUGAAAAAUUGUUUACAUCAUGAAAAUAUAAUCUUUACGACUGUAUUGCAAAAGUGAGAUCAUAUAAAUGUAAAGAAAAAUACAACAGUGCAAAUAAAUAUUUAAAUCUAACAGAUAGGGAUAGACAAGAGAGGAUUAGAAACAUUAGAAAUUGCACCAAAAGUGGGCCAGACAAUCUGCCCGAAGAAAUGUAAGCUGGAAAUGAACAUUGCAGAAAGACUGUUCUGAGGAAGUAAAACUUGCCAGAACUACCAAGAAAAUUACUAAAGCUCUUCACAAAUUCACAGAGAGAAAAGCGAUAUCUAAAGGUUAGUGAGCCUCUUAAAGAGAGAUACAUGUGAUGUUGCAAUUGAAAUCAGAAACACCAAACGUACUAACUGCUUACUUUGUAUUCGUCUUUAUGAUAGCGGAGUGAAGAUAAGGUAUGAGUCCUAUAUGGAAAGCAUAAAAUACACAAACUGGAAGGAUUAACUCAAAGUAAUUUAAGUAAACAAAAGAGUAAAGUAGAAAGAAAUGAGAUUUCAAGUUAAAUAAAUUUCCAGGGCCACAACAUUUCCCAGAGAACAGCAAAAAGCAGGUGAUGAAAUUGUAGAUACUUUACUCAUCACUUUCCUAAAUUCUUUCAAUUCAGGAAUUGUUAUUUCAAAUUAACAAAUAUUAAACAAGGGUAGCAAACAUGAACUCCAUAAUUAUAUCGUAUCAGUGCAGCACAGUCAACAGAAUAGUGACUGGUCAGAGAAUAUCAGCUGGUCAGAGAGCAUGAGUAUGGAUUGUAAUGGGUAGCUCAUAUCAAACAAUUAAGUUGACUUGAAACAAACAAAAACAGAAAUUUAGCAGGUGUGGCAGCAUCUGUGGGAAGAAAGCAGAGUUAAUAUUUUGAGUCUGGUGACUGUUCAUCAGACCUAUUUGUUUUAGUCAAGUUGACUUCUUUGAAGCAGUUAAAUAAUAUGGUGCUUAAGGAAGUUUUCAUAGAAUCCCUAGAGUGUGGAAACAGGCCCUUCAGCCCAACAAGUCCACACCAACUUUCAGACAUCCCGCCC
Messenger RNA from Stegostoma tigrinum, 2008 nucleotides. RefSeq names its product probable G-protein coupled receptor 139. Gene Ontology annotation, biological process: G protein-coupled receptor signaling pathway. Gene Ontology annotation, molecular function: G protein-coupled receptor activity. Bases 17 to 991 code for a protein of 324 amino acids. Gene Ontology annotation, cellular component: membrane. The transcript is spliced from 2 exons. NCBI's taxonomy places the organism in Eukaryota, Metazoa, Chordata, Chondrichthyes, Orectolobiformes, Stegostomatidae. The record is from RefSeq and is a predicted model, not a curated record.